Salvelinus sp. IW2-2015 is the source of this 1261-nucleotide messenger RNA. It is a transcript of the gene fgf19, whose product is annotated as fibroblast growth factor 19. Gene Ontology annotation, biological process: fibroblast growth factor receptor signaling pathway; positive regulation of gene expression; positive regulation of cell population proliferation. Gene Ontology annotation, cellular component: cytoplasm; extracellular region. The record is from RefSeq and is a predicted model, not a curated record. Gene Ontology annotation, molecular function: fibroblast growth factor receptor binding; growth factor activity. NCBI's taxonomy places the organism in Eukaryota, Metazoa, Chordata, Actinopteri, Salmoniformes, Salmonidae.
CUCUAUGAUCAUCAAUGUUUUGACGUUGAUAACUUAAAGGGCUAACUGCUCUUAUAAAUCCUUGGUCGUGGCGUGGGCCACCAGUCACCUAUGAUUUUGUUGGAUGUUGAGAAAGUGUGUCAUGUUGUUCCCAGAAUUGGCUUUGGGAAAAGGGUUAUCGAUCGUACUGAUAAGCAGCACAUUUAAAAAGGCUGGGACGUUGUCUUACUAGAAAAUAACGACAGAUACAAAGAAGGGAGACGGCCUGGGAUAACAGACAGAGAAAAAGCAUCAGAAAAUAGAAUUUGAUAUAGUCAAGAGAAAAAUGACACUUGCAGUUACUGCAGUAUGCAUGGUCAGCGUGUUUUUUGCUGUUGGGGUUUUUUGUCUGCCACUGCCAGACUCGGGGCCUCAUAUAGCCAACGGAUGGGGUCAGACGGUCCGGCUCAGACAUCUGUAUGCGGCCAAACACGGAUUGCACUUGCUAAUCAACGAGAAUGGCAAGGUGCACGGAUCUCCUGAGCAGAGCUCUUACAGUUUGGUGGAAAUCCGACCUGUAGACACGGGCUGUGUCGCAAUCAAAGGAGUAGCAGCCUCGCAGUAUCUCUGCAUGGAAGGGAAUGGAAGACUGUAUGCAUCGAAAACCUAUAUGAAAGAUGACUGCUCCUUCAAGGAAAACAUCCUCCCAGACGGCUACAAUAUUUAUGUCUCUGACAAGCAUGGGACCCUGGUGAGCCUGGGUGGCAGCAGGCAGAGGCUCCAGGGGCGAGACAGAGGCAUUCCUGCACUGUCCCAGUUUCUACCAAGGGUGAGCACCCUGCCCCUGGAUAUAACAACAGAUUUGGAGUUGUCAGCCCACCCUGAGCAAGGCCCUCAGUCAGGCCUGGACAUAGACACUAUGGAUGCCUUUGGGAAACUUUCCCAGAUCUCGAUCCAAAGCCCAAGUUUCAAUAAGAGAUGAGCAACUGAUGGUGCUAACAUGCAAUCUAUACUAAGAAGCAUCUACAUCUACAAGGUGUCUCCAAACUCAAAAUUUGUUUUUGGCACAUGACAUUAUACACCACUCCAAACAUACAGGCCCAAGAAGAACCGGAUUGAAAUCAAUUGUAGUAUUUAUUUCAUUAUAAUUUUUUAAAACUUUACUUUUAGCCAUAUUAUUUAAUGAAAAUACUUGAUCCAUGUAUUUUGAAAAACUAAUAUGGGGCUCUGUAUGCACUUUGUCUACAUUUUUUCGGAAGUUUACAUACACUUAUGUUGGAGUCAUUAAAACUAGUUUUUCAAC